AAAGUAGCAAAAAAGUUAUGUUAAGUGACUGAACCACACCAUGACAGGUAAAGUGUGGAAAUUCUGAUGAUUUGGGACACCAAUGAAUCUUGGCAAGUAUGGCUAUUAAGUCAAAAAUCACUUUAAGAGCACAACAUUAAAUCCUCCAGGAAGAUCCCAAUAAAAACUUCUGUUAAAUCAGUGUUUCCCUGUUUUCCUUCAUUGUUUUACAUACAUUAAUGUCUCUAUGUGUCUCAAAAGUAUAACCAUUUAAAGGCUUACACAGGCUAAAUUUGAAUUCACUGGUGGAGCAUGCUGAAGUUGGUGCAUCUGCUACAACAUGUACUUCUGCUCCGUAAGAGAAAUUCAUCCGAUUAAAAUGAACUUUUAGAACAAUAUGACAGUGAUAUGCUUUGUUAUUCUGCUUCACAACUUUGGGAAUGAUAACAAUGUUGUGGACAAUGUAAAGCACUUCCUAUCGUCUUCCCAAGUCAGCAUGCUGCUGGAAUUAGGAACUGAAGAAGUACAUAAAAAAAUGCAGGAGAUUCUCCAGAUAUAUAAUCCUCAUACUUGUUUAAAGGAGGCAGCUUUAUUAGAUUACUAUGUCUCAGGAUUCUUGUGGGCUAAAGAAGUUAACCUUCCAAGCCAGAAGAUAUCAAGUUUCAUGACAAUCCUUCACAUGCUGUUGGAUAAUAUCAAAAACAAGCACAUGUCUCUUGUUGAUAAUAUAAAAGAACUUGCAAUCGCAUUGAAGGGUACAGAAAAAUCCAUCUCCACAAGUUAUGAACUUGAUGAUAUUUUUACUGUGGAAGAAGCAGUGUAUAUUGUUGACUACUUUAAAUACAGUUUAUUUCAGCACUACAGAUUAUACGAAUUUCUCUUUCAUCAUUCAAGAAAGGAGAUGGUUUUCAGCAAUGAAGAAAAUAUUGAGAUAUUCAAAAUACCUCAUUCUCUAUACCCUCUCCCACUUGAGGAAGGCAUGUCUCAGGAUAAAUGCAAUUUGCUUCAAGGUGUUGGGGAAGAAAAGCAACUAGCAGAUGAGGAGAGAUAAAUGAGACCCUUCAACUGCAGGAAGAGACCUACACAGCAAGAAUAGUGUGUCUUAUCAAAUAUGGAGACUUUUCUCAGUUUGGAUACUGUACUCGAUCACUUUUGUGACAUUGUUUCCACUAUGUAACUCAACAUAACUAAGGUUCUUUAGAUUUCAUUGCAGUUUUGCUAAAAUACAUACAACAAAAUAAACAAGUUUUUUCAAGUAUUUGAUUUUACUGAUGCAGAUGAAGCACCUUCUGAAAGCUGCUGGUCAUUUUCCCCUAAUUGUAAGUUCUAUUUUGGCACUUUGGCAACACAAGGUAAAACCAUGGAGACUUAAAAGGUCAAUUGUGCCAUCAGCACUGACGUAAAGAGGAGCUCAAAAUGCUGCAAUAGCUCAAUCAAAUAUCCAGGUAUGUUUUUGCAAAUGGGACCAGUUUUUUGGGUUAUGUGUGAGUGUUGGCAGAGAUAAAAUAUGUUGUCACUUUUAUACUGUCAUAUAUUUUUUGCAUUUAUUUUUAAUGCCAAUGACAGAAUGAAUUUUUUGGAAUAAAAAAAUACCUUGACUUGGACAGUGAUUGAA
Erpetoichthys calabaricus (reedfish) is the source of this 1594-nucleotide messenger RNA. RefSeq names its product ciliary associated calcium binding coiled-coil 1 (gene cabcoco1). The coding region runs from base 377 to 1030 and encodes 217 amino acids. The transcript has 7 exons. The record is from RefSeq and is a predicted model, not a curated record. NCBI's taxonomy places the organism in Eukaryota, Metazoa, Chordata, Cladistia, Polypteriformes, Polypteridae.